CAGUCGACGAUUUCAGACAGGUUCCAAUCGAGCCAAUAUAAAAAGUGCGUUGGAGUUGGUCUUUCAUUUGUUGUGAGAGUGAUAAAUUAAAACCUUCAAGAUGUCAGACAUUGGGUCAGAAGAAAUGGAAGAGGAACAGGGGCCUUACUUGGGCGAAUACGAGGGGGAAAGAAACGACCGAGAUGAACGUCAUGGGAGAGGCAAGGCUACUCUACCAAAUGGAGACACAUACGAUGGUUUAUACGAAUUUGGCAAGAGAAAUGGGCAGGGAAUCUACAGAUUUAAAAAUGGCGCCAGAUAUUUUGGCGAGUAUACAAAAAAUAAAAAGCAUGGACAAGGCACUUUUAUAUAUCCAGAUGGUUCAAAAUAUGAAGGUGGAUGGGUGGAUGACCAAAGAUCUGGAUUUGGUAAAUAUUCUUACGUAAAUGGAGACACAUAUGAAGGUGAAUGGCAGAACCAUGUGCGACAUGGCCAGGGAAUUUAUACAUAUACUGAAACUGGCACAAAAUAUGAAGGCAGAUGGGAUAAUGGCAAGCGAGACGGCCACGGAGAGCUAAUCCAUGCAAACCACAAAUAUGUUGGGAUCUUCAGUGGAGACAGGCCUGAAGGGAAAGGAAAAUAUGUGUUUGAUAUUGGUUGUGAACAGCAUGGUGAAUACAUCUCAGUUGAACAGCCACAAGACGACAAAGGAGAUGAUGAAGAGUCUCAGCCUAUUGUCAUUGCUAAGUGGAAGGCUGGCCAUGUGACUGGUCUUCACUUGCAGACAGAGGAUGAGGUAGCCGAGGUCACGGUAAAGGAGGCUGACUCUGAGAGUGCCGCUGAUGCCGGAGAGACGAUUGCAGCAGAGGAAGGUGAUAAUAAGGCAGAGGCAGAGAAUGAAGAAACGACUCAGCAGAAGCCAGAGGCUACAGAAGAACCUGCCCAAGGCACAGAUCAGAAUGAUGAAGCUCAGGAAGGGGAGACAACUGAGGAUAAACCAGAGGAGACUGAUCAGGCAGCUGACCCUGCUACAGGAGAGGCUGCUGAGGAGGCAGAACAACCUGCAGAAUAGACACAACUCUCACCAUUGUCACAGGCCAACAAUUAUCUAUGAGGAAACGAACAGUUUUGGAUUUACAAUAAACAGUCAUCUUUGUUCCAGCAUCCUCAACAUUCAUUUCUGUGAUAGAAAGUCAUUUUAAACAUCAACAGCUGUAAAUAUAUUUACAAUAAAUCCACUUG
Molecule: messenger RNA, 1221 nt
Organism: Liolophura sinensis
Lineage: Eukaryota; Metazoa; Mollusca; Polyplacophora; Chitonida; Chitonidae
Product: radial spoke head 1 homolog
Exons: 7
Coding region: 101-1051 (316 amino acids)
Biological process (GO): axoneme assembly; spermatid development
Cellular component (GO): nucleus; motile cilium
Source: RefSeq, a predicted model, not a curated record